Molecule: messenger RNA, 2687 nt
Organism: Salarias fasciatus (jewelled blenny)
Lineage: Eukaryota; Metazoa; Chordata; Actinopteri; Blenniiformes; Blenniidae
Gene: slain2
Product: SLAIN motif family, member 2
Exons: 10
Coding region: 225-2090 (621 amino acids)
Biological process (GO): cytoplasmic microtubule organization; positive regulation of microtubule polymerization; microtubule nucleation
Cellular component (GO): microtubule plus-end
Source: RefSeq, a predicted model, not a curated record
GUUGGUCUUUCACAGCUGGUGACGACUAUUAUGAAAAUGGCCUCGACCCUGCCCGUGAGCGCGAUUAACCGGAGAAGAUGACGAUGAGAAGCUUUUUAAGUCGGCCCAACACCAGCGUGUCUUCUCCGAACACUUAGGUAAACAAGAACAAAGAGGCUCGCGGCAGAGAGACGGUUAAAAAUACCACAGACCACCGCGUAUUUUCGUAGUGCCGAGGAGUCACUAUGGAGGAUAUCAACUCCAAUAUCAACGCGGACUUGGAGGUGCGGAAGCUCCAGGACUUGGUGAAGAAACUCGAGCAGCAGAACGAGCAGCUCAGGAGCCGGUCCACGAUGUUGUCCUCGUCCGGGGCGAUGUCAGGGCAUCACAGACCCCUCAGCGCCGGCUACGACUCGUCGUCGCUGUCAGCGGGGAUGGCAGCCGGUCUGGCCGGCUUCCCUGGGGUGGGGUUCGGUGGACUGCUGGAGAACAGCCGCUGUCUGAGCCCCAGACUUUCUUACGACGGAAUCAGCUUCAAGAGGGCGUAUGACUGCGAGGGGGCAUCCGCCGCCACCUCCCUGUCGAGUAUGAACUCACUUUAUUCAGACAACACCGGGGGCUUUACGGAUGAAGCGACCACCACGAUCCUGGACGAGGUGGAAAUCUUGGACCUCGAAGACAUGGACUGUCUACACGAGGACGAGGACAGCUGGUUGUACGUGGCAAAACUGGACAGUCCUCUCCAAAAAGCCCAGAGCCCGAUCGUGUGGUGCCGUCAGGCUCUCGACAACCCCAGCCCUGAGAUGGAAUCGGCAAAGCGCUCCCUAAUCCAUAGACUAGACCUCACCAUGUUGGCGAACAAGCGAAGGAGCCUGUACGGAGGUCCCUAUCAGCAGAGUUAUGGAAGCCCGCUCAGCACAAACACAGCCAACAGCCCGUACAGCAGCGGCUUCAACUCGCCCUCCUCCACGCCCAGCAGAGUGCCCAUAGUCAGACAGCAGCUAAUGCCCAAUAACGCAGCACACCAGCGAAACACCGCGACGGAGAGGAAUCCUCCAGCAAUCAGUCCGCAGUCGUCUGUGGACAGCGAGCUGAGCACCUCGGAAAUGGAUGAGGACUCUGUUGGCUCUUCAACUACCUACAAACUCAACGAUGUCACGGACGUCCAGAUACUAGCACGCAUGCAGGAAGAGAGUCUGAGACAGGAAUAUGCUGCAACAGCGUCCAGACGGAGCUCAGGUUCGUCCUGCCACUCGCUGCGGCGCAGCACCUUCAGCGACCAGGAAUUGGACGCGCACAGUCUGGAGGACGAGGAAGAAGCGGUGCACCCGGCCUUCCACCUGCCUUCCAACCGCUUCAGCCCCUCGCCUCGCCACUCACCUCGCGCCUCCCCGAGAAAUUCCCCUCGCUCCCGCUCCCCCGCUCGCUCCAUCGACUACAGCCACAGCCGUGGCUCGCCUCAGCCCAUCAUCAGCCGCCUGCAACAGCCGCGCCACUCGCUGCAGGGCCACGGCCAUGACCUGCAGACCAACGUGGUGAAGAACGAAGAAAAAUUACGCCGUAGUCUUCCCAACCUCACACGCUCCACGGUGGCGGCUGCAGCUCAGGCGGCAGAACCUGUCAAGAACAGCCGGAGCUGCGAGUCCAACCUGCAAGUGCCAAACGGUGGAUCUCCUCGACACCAGAACCAGUCUGCGACAGCAGCUCAGCUCCCAAGAUACUCCACCCCUUCUCGCUCCUCCCCGAAACCCAAACAGCGCCUCCAGAGCCCCACAGCCCUGCGAGUCCCACUCUCCUGUUGCUUUGGAGAAGAAGGGGAUUUCAUCCCUUCUCCCAGUAAGCUGCGGACCCCCGCCACCCCGUCGCCGCUGGCCCUGAGGCAGCCUGUAAAAGCCACGUCCUCGCCGAGUUCUGCCGCGUCCACCGCCACCCGCUCCCUGGCUCCUCCUCGCAGCGGCCUGCCCCGCCCCAGCGCGUCUGCCGGAGGAGGUGGAGGAGGUGGAGGCAUCCCUCUGCCUCGCAGCAAACUGGCCCAGCCCGUGCGCAGAUCUCUUCCUGCUCCCCGGACCUACAGCGGCACGGGCGAGAACUGGAGGGAAGGCUGUUACUGAGGCGGGCCAGCAGGGGGCGCUCCUGUCGAACCAUCAGCUCCAGGAGGCAGACAUCACAACAUGGCACUUUAUCUACUCAGAUAACUUUUACAAUGAACUGUCCAGAGGCAGUCUCUCAACUAUAUUCAAAUCAGAAGUGGGCCUAAAAAGGAAAGGACGGUAUCCACACGGCGUCAGAGGACCUCCUCCUGCGUGUCUCUGUGGGGGCUGGUUCUGAAGGGGUCUGGCAUGUAGUGCAGACAUCCCAGAUAAAGCCAAAGAAACCAGGCCGACUCCAGCAGAGGACAUGUCACCUGCCUUCAGCUCAUCUGCAGUCAUCUGUGAGACCGUCUGCAUUUCCGCACACCCGACGUUCCUUCUCUGACCCGCCACACUUCUUCUGCAUUCACCUCCCUCAGGUUGAAAUGUUUCUGCAAUUUCUUUGUCUUUUUUUUUUUUCUUUUUUUUUUCUUCUUUCAUUCUGAGUCUAACAGAUGUUGGUUAGCGAUAUCUCUGAUGACGCUGUUGCAGGUGAAUGAUGCCGUAAAUGAAUUGUCGAGGUCUCGCCGCAGCGGAAGCGCCUGCGUGUGGGUCCCACAUGGAAGGAUCUUUCCUCGC